This is a messenger RNA of Rotaria sp. Silwood1, 2100 nucleotides long. Lineage: Eukaryota; Metazoa; Rotifera; Eurotatoria; Philodinida; Philodinidae. The record is from the annotation of a GenBank genome assembly.
AUGGAAAGAUUAUAUUCAAUUACAAAAAUUAAAUAUCUUUUUGGUUUUAUUAUAUUUCUUUCAAUUCUUUUAUUUAUUUAUCAAAUUAAUUAUAAAUUUGAAUCGAUUUCUGAAAAAUCUUUUCAAAAUACAUCAAUAUUAAUUAAAAGAUCCGAAAUUGAAUUACUUUUAUUAUAUGAAAAAGAAUUGUCUCGUAUGGAAAAAAAUUUAUUUCAACCAAUUUUUCAUAAUUAUUAUUUGAAAUUAAAAUUAAAUUUAACAUCAAUAGAAAAAAAUCAUUUAAUUUAUUUUAAUAAUGGUUCCAAAGAUAAUAUUAAUUGUCUUAAAAUAACAUGUUUGAAAUAUUUAAAUGAUAAAAAAAACUUUUAUCCAAUCUGUCAUAUUUAUUUAAACUUUCAUGUGAAAAUAUUCAAUUUUAAAGAAUUAAAUUUAAAUUUUUUAUCAAAAAAAUCAAAUUGUUUAUUAUCAUUAACAAAUACAUCUGAUAUUAUAUUUCUUGAUAUUCAUCAAAUGUUCUUCGCUAAUGAUAAAUUUCGUUUUACUUAUCAAUGGUCAAAUUUUAAACAAGAAAAAUUAUUUUCUUGGUCUCAAUGGCCUUUAACAAUGAAAUGUUUAAAUUCAACUUUAAAUAAUUUACUUCAAAAUAAAAAUCAAUUUUCAAAAUUAUAUUUCAAUUCUUUUCAAUGUUCUCUUGUAAAUACUUUAAUUCAUUCAACAUCCCGAGAACUAUAUAUUAGAGAACAAGAAAUUGUUUCAUAUUGGCUUGAUUUACAAAAUAAUAUAUCAAUAUAUGAAAAAUUUUCAAAUAAAUCAAUAAGAAAAAGACGUCUUGUACCAUUUGAAAUAGCAAAAAAUACUCAAGUAUGUUCAAAAAAAUUUCAAAAUUGGAUUUUAAAUUAUCAAAAAUGGCAUGAAAAUAUUAGUUUUCUUAUUAGUAAUCGAACAAUAACAUUUGAAAAACAAUUUCAACGUAUAAUUGAACUUAAUGUUCGUUUUUUAAUCUAUGAAAAAUGUUCAUCAGGUAUUGCUGAUCGAAUAACUCAUUUAAUAUCAACUUAUUUAAUAGCUUUAUUAACAAAACGUUUAUUUAUAUUUGAUAAAAAUUGGUCAGAUUUUAUAGAUGUUAUGCAAUCAAGUUUAAAUUAUCAAUCAGAAUUUGUUAUUCCAUGGUUUUCUCGAUUUGAUUUUAUUAAGAAAAAUUUACCUUUAAAUAUUCAAAAUACUUUAACUAUAAACAAAUAUAUGUUUUCUUUUAAUCGUUUUAAAACAGAUUAUGAUUAUGAAAAAUAUUGUCCUGAACGUAUUGUUAUAUUUAGAAGUCAUACAGGAUGUAUUAUACAUACAAUUACAUCUAAUACAAGUAUUUAUAGAAAAUUUCUAACUAUAGAUCUUGAAAUGAAACCAGAAAAUAUUUUUGGAUGUCUUUAUCAUUCACUUUUUACUUAUCAUUUAUCAGAAUUGAUGAAAAGAAUUUCAUUAACUUCUACAAAUAUUCAAUUAGGUCAUUCAUUUCAACAAAUUUUACAAACACUUUUAUCAUCGAAAUUUUUUCCAAUUGGAAUUCAAAUUCGUGCUGGAGAUCGAGCAAUGAAAAGAUUAGAUUCUGUUCUUAGUGAAGAAAAAAUUCUUAAAAAAUUUCAAAACUAUUUUACAUGUUCUCAACAAAUAAUUAACAUAAAUAAAAAAUUAUUUCGUAAAAAAAAUCAAAUUCCAAUUAUUUUUCUUGUAUCUGAUGAUUAUCAAAUACGUCAAGCUGUUUUAAAACAUUGGAAAUUUUCAUUAGAAUGUUUUCAAUCAUAUGAAAAUCAAUGUCAAACAAAUAAUAGUGAUUUAAAUAUUUUAACAAAUUCUAUUCAAGUUUUUCAUAUAUCUAUUGCAGAUAAUAGAAAAUUAGCUUUUCAAUUAGGAAUAUUUGAUAGUUUUCUUUUCAGUUUAUGUGAACAACAUAUAAUUAGUACAUAUAGUGGAUUUGGUCGAGUUUCAGCUUUUGCAUCUUUAAAAUUACGAAAUAUUUAUUCAUUAUUUAUUGGUGAAAAACCUUUUUGUGAAAAUCAAAGUUUACCACUUGUAAUUGCUGGUCAUCGAUGGGCAGGUAUUUAA